Messenger RNA from Metschnikowia bicuspidata var. bicuspidata NRRL YB-4993, 3543 nucleotides. RefSeq names its product translation elongation factor EF-3 (gene CEF3). The coding region runs from base 30 to 3182 and encodes 1050 amino acids. The transcript has a single exon. The record is from RefSeq and is a predicted model, not a curated record. NCBI's taxonomy places the organism in Eukaryota, Fungi, Ascomycota, Pichiomycetes, Serinales, Metschnikowiaceae. Gene Ontology annotation, molecular function: ATP hydrolysis activity; translation elongation factor activity; ATP binding.
CUUGCUCUUAUUCAGAAAGCAUUGGAAAGAUGUCUGCAACCAGUGAAUCUAAGUACUCUGCUGAGGUCCUUUCCGAGUUGUUGAGCAAAUUGCAAGUUGCUGACAACAAGGAAGAGGCCGCAGCCAAUGUUUCUUCUUUCUUGAACUCGUCCAUCCUUGAGCACGAUGUUCCUGUUGAAUUCUUUGCUGACUUCACCAAGCAACUCAAGAGCAAGGAUGUUGCCACUGUGUCUAACUCCUUGAUUGCUUACGCUCACAUUGCAUCCAAGAACAACUUGAUUCCUUCUGUCGAGCCAUACAUUGUGGAGUUGGCCCCAGAGGUCGCUUCCAAGACUGGUGACAAGAACAAGGAGGUUGCUGCCCUUGCCGAGUCUGCUUUGCUUGCCAUUGCUGCUGCCAUCACCCCAACCGCCGUCAAGUCUAUCUUGCCAGGCUUGAUGGAGAACUUGUCCUCUACUAACAAGUGGACUGAGAAGGUUGCCAUUUUGAAGGCUGUCUCCCAAUUGGUUGACACUGCCAAGGCUCAAGUCGCUUUGAGAAUGCCUGAGUUGAUUCCAGCCUUGUCUGAGGCUAUGUGGGACACCAAGAAGGAGGUCAAGGAGGCCGCCCACGCCACCAUGACCAAGGCCACCGAGACCAUCGACAACAAGGAUAUCGAGAAGUUUAUCCCUAAGUUGAUCGAGUGUAUUGCCAAGCCAACUGAGGUCCCAGAGACCGUCCACGUCUUGGGUGCUACCACCUUUGUCUCCGAGGUCACCAUGGCUACUUUGUCCAUCAUGGCUCCAUUGUUGUCCAGAGGUUUGUCCGAGCGUGACACUGCCAUCAAGAGAAAGGCUGCUGUCAUUGUUGACAACAUGUGUAAGUUGGUCGACGACCCUCAAGUUGUUGCUCCUUUCUUGUCUACUUUGUUGCCAGCUUUGAAAGCCAACUUCUCCACCAUUGCUGACCCUGAGGCCCGUGGUGUCACUCAACGUGCUUUGAACACCUUGAAGAGAGUUGGUGCCGUUGGUGCAGACGACUCUAUCCCAGAGGUCUCCACUGCUGGUGACACUGACGUCACCUUGGGUGUCUUCAAGGACUUGGUUGCCGACAAGAAGAUUGCUUCUAGAUUCGACAUCGCCUUGACCUACAUUGCUUCUAUUGCCGGUGACUUGAUCGACGAGAGAGACAUCCAGCCAUACUCUUGGACUCAAAACCUUUUGCCUUUCGCUACUAUCUUCUUGCACGAGGCUGAGGCUAAGGACAUCAUUGAGGAAUACAGAAAGAGAGCUGUUGACAACAUUCCAGCUCCUCCUGCUUUCGAGGACGAGGAGGACGAUGGAGAGGACUUGUGUAACUGUGAGUUCUCCUUGGCUUACGGUGCCAAGAUCUUGUUGAACAAGACUCAAUUCAGAUUGAAGAGAAACAGAAGAUACGGUUUGUGUGGUCCUAACGGUGCUGGUAAGUCCACCUUGAUGAGAGCUAUCGCCAACGGUCAAGUUGAGGGUUUCCCAUCUCAAGAUGAAUGUAGAACCGUCUACGUCGAGCACGACAUUGACUCUGCCGACGCUGACCUUCCAGUCGUUGACUUCGUCAUUGCCGACGGUAUGGUUGGUUUGACCAAGGAUGCUGUCGAGGAGAAGUUGAGAGAGUUUGCCUUCUCUGACGAGAUGAUCAACAUGCCUAUUGGUUCUCUUUCCGGUGGUUGGAAGAUGAAGUUGGCCUUGGCCAGAGCUGUCUUGAAGAACGCCGACAUCUUGUUGUUGGAUGAGCCAACUAACCAUUUGGACACUGUCAACGUUGCUUGGUUGGUCAACUACUUGAAGACCUGUGGUAUCACCUCUAUCAUUGUUUCUCACGACUCUGGUUUCUUGGACAAGGUCACUGAGUACAUUAUCCACUACGAGGGCUUCAAGUUGAGAAAGUACAAGGGUAACUUGUCUGAGUUCGUCAAGAAGUGCCCAUCUGCCCAAUCUUACUACGAAUUGGGUGCUUCCGAGGCUGAGUUCAAGUUCCCAGAGCCAGGUUUCUUGGAGGGUGUUAAGACCAAGCAAAAGGCUAUCGUCAAGGUGUCGAACAUGUCUUUCCAAUACCCAGGUACUGCCAAGCCACAAAUUACCGGUAUUAACUUCCAGUGUUCGUUGUCUUCUAGAAUUGCUGUCAUUGGUCCAAACGGUGCCGGUAAGUCUACUUUGAUUAACGUCUUGACUGGUGAGUUGUUGCCAACCACUGGUGAGGUUUACGUCCACGAGAACUGUCGUAUUGCUUACAUCAAGCAGCACGCUUUCGCUCACAUUGACAACCACUUGGACAAGACUCCAUCUGACUACAUUCAGUGGAGAUUCCAGACCGGUGAGGACAGAGAGACCAUGGACAGAGCUAACAGAGUCAUCAACGAAGACGAUGAGAAUGCCAUGAACAAGAUCUUCAAGAUCGAGGGUACUCCAAGAAGAAUUGCCGGUAUUCACUCCAGAAGAAAGUUCAAGAACUCUUACGAGUACGAGUGUUCUUUCACUUUGGGUGAGAACAUUGGCAUGAAGAACGAGAGAUGGGUCCAGAUGAUGUCUGUUGACAACGCUUGGUUGCCAAGAGGUGAGUUGAUCGAGUCUCACGGUAAGAUGGUUGCCGAGGUUGACAUGAAGGAGGCUUUGGCUUCCGGUCAAUUCAGACCAUUGACCAGAAAGGAGAUCGAGGACCACUGUUCUAUGUUGGGCUUGGACCCAGAGUUGGUUUCUCACUCUAGAAUCAGAGGUUUGUCUGGUGGUCAAAAGGUCAAGUUGGUCUUGGCUGCUUGUACUUGGCAAAGACCUCACUUGAUCGUCUUGGAUGAGCCAACUAACUACUUGGACAGAGACUCUUUGGGUGCUUUGUCCAAGGCUUUGAAGUCUUUCGAUGGUGGUAUUGUUAUCAUUACUCACUCCGCUGAGUUCACCAAGGACUUGACUGAGGAAGUCUGGGCUGUUGUUGACGGUAAGAUGACUCCAUCUGGUCACAACUGGGUUCAAGGUCAAGGUUCUGGUCCAAGACUUGAGAAGAAGGAGGGUGAGGAGGAAGACAAAUUCGACGCCAUGGGUAACAAGAUUGCCAGUGCUAAGAAAAAGACUAAGUUGUCUUCUGCUGAGUUGAGAAAGAAGAAGAAGGAGAGAAUGAAGAAGAAGAAGGAGUUGGGUGACGCUUACGUCUCUUCUGACGAAGAAUUCUAAUUACGUAAGUAAUUCUCGUCAUGAGCUUCGUUUGUUUUUCCUAAUCUCAGAAAUCAAUUUCUACUAGGUAUUAAUUUAUUUCAUAUGUUAACAUUAUAGAUGGUCUAUAUAUCGCGCUGUAGCACAAUUGCGAGUAGCAUUCCGCAAGCUGAGAAAAUAUUUCAUACGAAUUUCUUCCGGGAAAUGCACAAACUCAGUUUGUUUCGAAGCCAUUUGUUGGGUGUUAUCGGCGUUGUUUCUUUUUGUGGUCUUGUCACUGCUUCUAUUGUGCCGCCGACAGUGGAUGCUUCAACUCUUUUGAGUCUAAUAAAUGAUACAAAAAGCGUUUAUAGUCAGGCACUCAAUUCUUAUGCUCCGUACU